ACUCUUUCAAGUUUUCAAAUACUUUUUGACAUGAAAAUUUAGUAUCAUUACAAAUGUCGAUGUUUUUUGUGAUUCUGUUACUGUCCGCGUUUACCAUUGCACAUGCACAAACGUGUGAAUCACAAUAUUUGUGUCGAAAUGCUACCAAUGAUGGCGGAAAGUCAUUCUUUGCAUAUUUUGCUGGUGAGCCUACCGAAGAUUCUUUUUUGAAUAUAACCGACAAUUUUCUAAACACCACUGCUGUAAAUCAAAAAGCGUGUGUCAAAAAAUGCAUGCUCAAUGCCACAUGCUUUGGAGCAAAUGCUGGACCAAUGGAAACUAUGUUUGACGGAAUGCAAGUACAUGAAUUUGUUGAAUGUCAUCUCUUCAAAGAUAACAUGUAUUCAAAUAAAUCAUUGAUGGUAGAAAAGACUGGCUGGAUUCACGUUUCUCUUAAGAAUACUGGCUGCGACGAAGGAAAAUGUAAGAACAAUGGUAUUUGCAUACCAGGCUAUAAUGACGAUUCAUUUACUUGUGAAUGUCCGAUGUCACACUGGGGAGAUUUCUGUGAAGAGAAACGGCCGUUUGCAUUCGGAGGGACGACAACCGGACUUACAGUAGCAUACUGCCAUUACCCAUUUAGUUAUGGAGGAAAGGAGUACAAAGAUUGCACCUUUGAUGCUCCUCCAAGUCUCACUGCAGUUAGGGCGUGGUGUGGCACAACUGCAGACUCUAGUGUAUUUGGAUACUGCGCGUUUAAGGCUAUUCCUAAUUGGAAGUUUACAUUUGAUGCAAGCAGAACAGAAGCUUCGAAUACAGGCAGCAGUUCAGAGUGUGAAUCUACUAUUACGGCUAAUUCUAAAAUUGUGUCCGUCCCAGAACGGCCUGGAAAUGUCUUGUAUGUAUAUGGAGGGACAGCGAUGACAGCUUUGUCCAAUAACGAUGAAACUCAUUCUUGCUAUCUUGAUGUUGACACUUGUUCAGGCAUUACAUUUGCAUUGUGGGCAAAGUUAUUGCUAAAAGAUUUGAAACAACAAACUGCCUCCUAUCCUUCUUCUCAAAGGACAACUGUCUUGCAUGAGGAUAACUUGGGUCCAACACUAUGGUAUGAUUAUCAAACAAGAAAUUGGACGAUAGAGUAUCAGUCAAUGUCUAAGCAUGCAAUAGCAUCACAUGGACCAUAUAACCCGCUUGAAUGGAGACAUUUUGGCGUUCAAUUUGAUGGAACAACACUUAACUUUUUUAUUGACGCGGUUCAUGUUGCAUCAGGAGCAAGUAAGCUUGUCAUAUUUCGUUCUGUAAAGAAUUUUUUUAUAUGUACGCGUUACCAGCUUUAUUGAUAAAAACAGUUGGUUUACUUGAUUUCAGUACUAUUUUUCUAGCUUAGAUCAAUGCUAUUUAAAGCCAUCAAAAUGUGGUAUCGAAUAGAGUUACAAAAAAAUAUUAGGAAAAUUAUGAUGCAAAGAUUCGAAAAUCAACGGCUGUAAUUAAGGGCCGUUUAUAAAGACCGUCAACUUUUAAAAUGGCUUUUUAGGCAGUUUAUGCGGCAGGAAUAUUCAAUUUGCAUUUUAAACUCUAAAAAAUUUUUUAAAAAAUUUAGAGAA
Messenger RNA from Hydractinia symbiolongicarpus, 1583 nucleotides. RefSeq lists its product as uncharacterized. The coding region runs from base 54 to 1319 and encodes 421 amino acids. The transcript has 8 exons. NCBI's taxonomy places the organism in Eukaryota, Metazoa, Cnidaria, Hydrozoa, Anthoathecata, Hydractiniidae. The record is from RefSeq and is a predicted model, not a curated record.